This is a messenger RNA of Adineta steineri, 3521 nucleotides long. The record is from the annotation of a GenBank genome assembly. NCBI's taxonomy places the organism in Eukaryota, Metazoa, Rotifera, Eurotatoria, Adinetida, Adinetidae.
UUGAUUUUCCAUCAAUGAAAGUAUUUCAUCAUGAUCUCAAUCAAGCAUAUACAACAGGCCAACUAUUAUAUGAUGACAACACUCUUCUACGUUAUCUUGAUUAUGCUGUUAUUGAACAACAAAUGUCAAUGACUGGUGCAAGUAUGUUUUGGCUUGAUGCUCUUCAUGAUUGUAAACUUGAUCAACCUUUGCCACUACCAUAUGAUCGACACCGUCUCUCAAAUGAACAUCGAAGUGGUCGUGGAACAACUAUUUCAUUUGAUUUUGGUCAAGAUCUUUCACAUGACUUUCUUAUUCAUGCAUCUUCAAAUAACAUAUCACUGGAAUAUCUUGCACUUGCCACUUAUUAUGUGUUUUUAUUCAAAUUAACAAAUGGUGAAAAAGAUUUAUGCAUUGGAAUAAAUACACAUGGUCGAUAUAGAGAUGAAUUUAACUCUAUCGUUGGAAUGUUUGUGAAUGCUAUACCUUUGCGAUGCGUGCUCGAUCCUCAUUUAUCAUUUGAUAAAAUCACCAAGCAAGUUCAAGAUAAUAUGAUGAAUUGUAUUAAAUAUUCAUAUUUUCCACUUCAACAUAUUCUCAAUCAACAUCCAAAUAUGUCAAAUCCUGUAUUUCUUGAUACAUCAUUUGAAUUUAUAUCAUCUGUGAGAAGAGAUGAGAAGAAUGAAAUAAUGAUUGGUGAUAGUCGAUUAUCUUUAUUACCUUAUUCAAUUAAGAUUAGUGAAGAUGAAAUAAUGAGUAAAUUUGAUUUCAUUCUCAUUUUUCAUCAUGAUCUAAAGCUAAAUGAAUUCUCGUGCACCAUCAAUGCUUCACUUGAUUUAUUUAAUGCUGAAACAGUUUGUACAAUUGAACAAAGAUUACAGACAAUGUUACAUCAACAAUUCACAUCUUUCGACUGUACAACAGACAAAUCCAUCUAUGAAUUAUCAUUAGCAUUAUCAAAUGAACAAUAUCUAAUGCAAUCAGUGAAUAACACACAAGUAGCAUUUUCAUCUCUUCCCACUUGUAUUCAUCAUGGAUUUGUGUACCAAGUAAUGAAACACCCACAAAAACUGGCUGUGGAACUAGAUGAACAAUCAUUGACAUAUAGUGAACUUCUCUAUUAUGUUCAAGUAUUAUCUUUAACUCUUCUCAAUGAAUAUCAUGUGCUGCUAGGUGAAAUAGUUUGUCAAUGUGUUGAGCGAAGUCUGUCCAUGGUGAUAGGUAUUAUGGCAAUUGAGAUGGCUGGUGGUGUCUAUUGUCCAUUAUCACCUCGAGAUCCACAACAUCGUUUAUAUGCACUCAUACAACAGACACAAAGUCGUCUUGUACUUGUUCAUCAUUUAACUACAAUGAAAUUCGAUCAUAAUAUUGUUUCACUUGAUAUUGAUUCAGUUUUGACUAAUAUUCAGACGGACAGUAUAGUUCAUGUAGAUCGCCUCUCAAAUGUCCCAGUAAUACCUGAUAACAUAGCUUACAUCAUCUUCACAAGUGGAUCGACAGGAACACCGAAACCGGCUCAACUUCGACAUAGAAAUUUUACUCAAUCAAUACAGUCUUUGGUACAUGUUGAUAUAUUUAACAAAAACCAUACCAUUAUACAAAUGGCGCGAUGUUCGUUUGAUCUCCAUGUACAGGAAAUCUUAGGAGCAUUAAUAAUAGGAGCGACAGUAAUUAUGUUACAUCCACGAGGCAACGUUGAUUUUGAAUACCUUUCCAUGCUUAUGGAAAAUAAACAAAUUACUUUUCUUUAUACUGUACCCACAUUACUGCAACUCUUUCUUAAUUUUAUCAAAGAUAAUAAAACAACAGAUAUUAUGCAACAUUUGCGAUCUCUCUGUACUGGAGGUGAACGUUGCUCUGUACAGCUUGUUGAAUUAUUAGAAAGCAUUAUAAAUAAUGACUGUUCUAUAUGGAAUUUAUGCGGGCCAGCGGAAACAACUCUUCAAUCUUUAUUUCAUCGAGUAAAUUCACAACUAGAUAAAGAGACUAUUCCACUUGGUAGACCACUACCUAAUUAUUCCUGUAUAAUCAAAGAUAACUUCGGACUGCCUGUCUAUAGCGGUCAAGAAGGAGAGAUGUUGGUAAGAGGAGUAGGCAUCUUUGCUGGUUAUCUUGGACGUGAUGAUUUGACAGCAAAAGCUCUUCUUGAAAUAGAUGGUCAACUAUUUUAUCAAACAGGUGAUCUUGUCAAAAUGGAUGGUAAUGGUCUCCUUCAUUAUCAAGGAAGAAAAGAUCAUCAAAUCAAACUUCAUGGACAAAGAAUUGAACUCGGUGAAAUAGAACGAUGUUUACUUAACAUCUCAUCCAUCUCUGCUUGUGUUGUCAUGAAAUGGAAUGAUGAUUAUUUAGUAGCUUAUGUUCAAUCUUCUUCUCAUAUCAACGAAGAAGAACUACGUCAACAUUGUCAAUCUCAUCUUCCACCACAUAUGAUUCCAUCUUUCUUUAUAAUACUUGAGAAACUACCCUUGAAUCCAAAUGUAUUUAACUUUGAUGCUCAUACACUUUCCAUUGCUCCAUUUCUUCAACAACCAACUAUUUUUCAACAUUCACAAUUACUUCAAACAGCUAUAAUGAAUGAUGUCAAGGCUACACAAUGGCACUCAUUACAUAUAAAUGAAGGUGUUGCCUCUUUUGCUCAAGAACGUAUAUUUCUCGAUGAACAAGUUCGUUUUUCGAGUGAUAUUGCUAUCUAUAACGAACUGUCGACUUUGCAAGUUGUUCAAGGAUCAUUAUCAUUCAAUCGUUUAUUGCAAGCAUUUCGAUAUGUUUUGAAUAAACAUAAAAUAUUACGGACAUCUCUUACAUUUAACAAUGAUGAUGGUGUUUUGAAACAAUCCAUCACAGAUAUACAUAAAACAUUCACAAUAACUAUGAAUCAAACAUUUCAAAAUGAAAAUGAACUUCAAAACAUUAUUUAUCAAACAACGAUUAAUCCUAAUCUCUUCGAUUUAUCAAAUGGUCGUGUUUUUCGUGCUGAAAUUCUGAAACAUCAAAUAUCAUUAAAUAAAAAUGAGAAUAAUAGCAAUGAAUUCAUAACUAACUCUAGUGUUCUCCUCAUUGCUUUUCAUCAUGCAGCAUUUGAUCGAGCAAGUACUUCGAUCUUUUUCAAUGAUCUAUGUUUAGCUUAUAAUACUAAUGUGAUAUCAAUGGAAGAUGAUGAUGAAUCAUUGCAAUAUAUUGAUUAUAGUACACAUGAACGUCUAAUUGAUAUGACAACAUCUCGUCAAUUUUGGUAUUUACAAUUAGAAGAAUACAAUUUAGAAUAUCGAUUAUUAUUACCAGUUGAUCGACAUCGUUUAUCUAAUGAUCAUCGAUCGAGUUCUGCUUCUGUCACUCAAAUCUCUUUUGACAACGAAAUUUCACAAUCAUUUCUUGAUUAUGCUUCUAUACAUAAUGUGACACCAUUUCAGUUAGGUCUGAGUGUAUUAUAUGCUUUUCUUUUCAAGUUAACUCAUGGUGAAACUGACUUAUGUAUCUCUUCUAUUAAUGCUAAUCGAUAUAAAAGUGAAUUGCAGAAUAUAAUGGGAAUGUUUGUUUCGACA